Molecule: messenger RNA, 912 nt
Organism: Plasmodium yoelii
Lineage: Eukaryota; Apicomplexa; Aconoidasida; Haemosporida; Plasmodiidae
Product: PIR protein
Exons: 3
Coding region: 1-912 (303 amino acids)
Source: RefSeq, a predicted model, not a curated record
AUGGAUGAUACUCUAUGUGGAAAAUUUGAUUUUUUGAGGACGUAUUUACCCGAUGAAUUAGACAAAGCUGGAACACUCGAUUUUGGUGAUAAUACGAAUUUUAUGCAAUACUGCCCUGAGAAUGAUUCAGGAGGAAAUGCAUGCAAUAAUAAUCUAGAUAAAAUUACGGCUGGAUUUUUAUGGUUACUUGAACAAUGUUAUCAUGCAUUAACCUAUAAAACUCAUGAUACAAAUAGUAUUAAUGCAUUUUUUAUAUAUAUUAUUUCAUGGUUUAGUUACAAAUUAAAGCAAAACAAAGGGAAUAAAUUCUCCACAAUAAACGAAUUUUAUAAUAAAAAUGUAAUAGAUAGUAAUAAAUAUAAAAAAUUUAUAAGUCAUGCUUAUACAAUUGGGGAGCUUAAGGGAUUCAUGGAGAAACGAACUGAUUUGAUGAAUAUUAAUAUUGAAGAUCUGUCUAAAUUUUAUGAUGCAUUCAAAUUAUUAUGUAGUGUAUAUGACAAUGUUGCACAGAAUCAAACAGGCGACACACUGUCAAAUGAUGCUACUAGUUUUGUUUACAAAUAUAUAGAGCUUAACAAUAAUCAUAAUAUUGAAGAUAUUGCACGUAGUAAAAUAUUGCCUGUUUUAUUAACCGAUUAUGAUAAUUUAAAAAAUAAAUGUACUAGUAAUGGUGUUAAUUGUAAAGAUUUUCAAUCAUUUCCAGAUAUAACAAACCUUUCUGCAUUAUCAUCGAGAGAUACAUCAAGUUCGUCGAUAGGAAAGAGAUUAUUUACAGUUUUAUCGAUAUUUGGUGCAAUAGCAUUUUUGUUAGGAAUUUCUUAUAAGUAUUCGUUAUUUGGAUUUCGGAAACGAUUUAAAAAACAAAAAUUAAAAGAAAAAAUAAAAAAUAUAAAGAAGAGAAUGAAUCAUUAA